GACAGAUUUGAGCACCUUAAAAUCACGUCAAAUUUGAGUCACAACCCGGUCAACUCUCAAACUCUCAACUUCAUUUGCACCAUAGCCAGGGACCAACCCCAGACGCGCCCACAAUGCCGCUCCAGCCCAUUACCAAUCGCGCCUACUUCCCGUCCUUCGCAGAUCUGCCGGGCGAGCACCAGUACGACGCGCGCUACUACAUCGACUCGACGGACCCGUCGUUGCCUCCUGGUUCGGCGACGUACAAAAAGCACUGGAUCCUCCUAGGUGACAUCAUCGAGGCCAACACAUUCCUCCGCCCGCGACUGGUGGCCCGCGAUCGUCGCGGACAUAUGUUUGUUGUCGCUCUGUAUCUCGACGAGCCGGAAGACAUGACGCGGCUCGUUCCCCAUUUCAAGGUUGGCAAUACGGUAGCGUUGAUGCAUCCGCUUGCUCAUUCAUUUUUGGACGGGUCGCACGGAGUGCGGAUUGAAGAUGGGGAUGAGAUUACUAUCUUUCCCUGUAAGGUGGACGAACUCAUUAAACUCAAUACCGACUCAAUCAAGCACAACUGGCUCGUUGAGGAACCAAAGACAUGCCACAGCUGCGGUGAAGCGAAGCAGACGAUGGAAAGAUGUGGCGGUUGUAAGCUGGCAUAUUACUGCUCCAAGGAUUGUCAAGUCAAGGGCUGGAAGGACAAGGGACACAAGACGCAGUGCAAGGUACUGAAGGACCCGGAUGUCAAGUAUCUGUUUCAGCUGGAUUUCCGAAACUACGGUAAAGGAUUCGGCUUCGGUCCUAAAUCAUGGAAGGGACGUACGCUGAGCCCGGAGGAGUUGCAGGAGUUGGAGCGAUGAUACAUACAGUGCUUCCCGAGGGGGGAAACCGCUGUAGAACGAACGCAGGUGUGAAUGAAUCGUGCAUGGAUUUUGGCAAAAAGGUAUGGCCCAGCGGAGCCUCAUUGCGGGUUGCCAAAUGUAAGACGUCCCAUCCAAGGGAUCCAAAGGGUUCCAGAUUCCCUCCUAGUUUCAGCCCAGUAGGAGGCCGUCCACGAAUAAAGUUCUAUCAUGCCAAAGACCCGAGGAUCUGUGUGUCAUAUUGUCGUGCUCAAGGACUGGGCAAGAAAACCAUAUCCGCAUUUGAGGAGAUAAUC
This is a messenger RNA of Pseudomassariella vexata, 1132 nucleotides long. RefSeq lists its product as uncharacterized. NCBI's taxonomy places the organism in Eukaryota, Fungi, Ascomycota, Sordariomycetes, Amphisphaeriales, Pseudomassariaceae. The record is from RefSeq and is a predicted model, not a curated record. The transcript has 3 exons. The coding region runs from base 114 to 836 and encodes 240 amino acids.